Aspergillus tanneri is the source of this 1071-nucleotide messenger RNA. RefSeq lists its product as uncharacterized. The record is from RefSeq and is a predicted model, not a curated record. The coding region runs from base 1 to 1071 and encodes 356 amino acids. Lineage: Eukaryota; Fungi; Ascomycota; Eurotiomycetes; Eurotiales; Aspergillaceae. The transcript has a single exon.
AUGGCAGAAGCAGGCAUCAACCAGUUGCUCAACAUUUCUUGGACAUUGCACCGUCUCUCCCCCUUGCACCAUGAGAAAGAGUAUCAGACCCUUCUCGACAACCCUGUCGCUCUAAAAACAUACGCGGCUCGACUGCGCGAUCAGCUCACCGGGAAUGUACUCGCGGGCGUCCAAACGGGCGCGCCCGCCGUCGCCGAGGAAUCUCUCUUUAGAACCGGUGCGCUCAAAGACUGCACCUGGGAGACGAUCUCAACGCUCGCAUUAUUAGAACCCGAAGAUGUGUCUGGUUCUCAUUCUAGCAGCCAAUCGGCUGGAAUAUCUGUGACGCUGGAAUACGAAAACAUCACUUACAGAGCUGUUUUGCUCGCACCUCCGAAUCCAUCUCAUACCCUGUCUGCUCGGAAAAAAUCCACGUAUCUCCCAUUGCUGCUGACUCGGUUCCCGAGCCCGCUCAGACAGAAUUUUAUUUCGUUCCUGUCUGACAAUUUCGACACUUACUGUUCGAGUCUUCGUCUUCCGUCGCAGUUCAUGUGCUCCGCACUGGAAAUGUAUCUCAAUGCCUUGAAGCUAGGAGAUGAGGGGAGAGACGCCCAGAUUGUGCUAGAGGACAUUGUGAAAGAGUUGCAGUUGACUGUGGCGUUUUCUCCUCAUGUUGCGCCCGCACUGAGAUCUCUGAACAUUAACGUCCCACAGUCAUCGUUGAAGAGCGUGAUGCUCAUGUCUAGUGGGCCGUCGGGGACACCUGGACACGGCUCGGUCUUAUCGGGCCUUUCUGCCUAUGUUGAGAAACAUCUAGCAAUGGAUCUGGAUUUGGCUGGAUCUUCUUCGUCGUCCAAUGUGACAAAACAACAUGUGCGUGUUUCAAAGAUCGCAUGUGGUGGGUUCCUCCUAGCUGGCGAGGGGAGAUUGAAGCUAGUUGUUCAGCUAGGGAAACCCGGUUCUGGCGAUAGAUCAACUGAUAAUGAUGAAGAAGCUCGGAACCAAAGGAGCCGUCUUGCGUUGCGGGCCAAUGAAGCCUUGCUUCAUCUCGUUCUACGAAGGGCUGCUUCCAGUGAAUUAGACGACAUAUAG